This is a messenger RNA of Aspergillus neoniger CBS 115656, 921 nucleotides long. RefSeq lists its product as uncharacterized. The record is from RefSeq and is a predicted model, not a curated record. Lineage: Eukaryota; Fungi; Ascomycota; Eurotiomycetes; Eurotiales; Aspergillaceae. The transcript has 4 exons. The coding region runs from base 1 to 921 and encodes 306 amino acids.
AUGUUCGAUAUCUACAGGAGUUGUGCCGUGUGCCUAGUUCUUCCUGGUGGCCUGGGAAGACUGAUCGAUCCGACAGAGCGAUCAACAUGGGCUCAGCGAGCUUGGACGCUACAGGAAGCGAUUGCUCCACCAGUUGUGCUGGUUGUGUUUCAAUGGAAAUUUCCGGACUGGUACGGCGGUAGUAACUGCGAACCUUUAGAAUUCUCGGAUCAUGAGGAGGAUAGGAUUGAGAUCCGCUUUCGAAUGCAGACCAUUACAUGGGAUCAAGCAUAUCUUCUUUGGCUUACCUCAGAGGCAUCAAAGCCAAAUGACUUGGGUGAGGUUGACAGCGACAAACUACAAGUGGCUCUUAUCAUGGGACUGUUCGGCGUGAGCCUAGGUCCCAGCAAAUUUCAUCGGGAUGACCGGGUGGGAGCAACCCUGACCCUGGCCUCGGCUGCGCUGCAGAAAGGUAGUUCUGCUGCAUGGCUUGGGGCAUAUCUCGAGUUAAAUCCAUGUCCCUUCAUGUCUAGCUUUCCCUCAAUUCCAAACACUUCGGAAAGUGGAGGCUGCACUAUUCAAACAGCAACCGGUUUGACGAAUAUCGAAGAACUGGCAUUCCCCCUAGUUCGAAGCGAGGAAGGUUCAAGCUCAUCUGAGAAUCACAUAUCUGCUCAGAAUGGGGCAUGGGUCCUCGAUUCUUCGAAUAAAGGACAUAGUCGGUAUUAUGCAAUCACAAUCGGCAGAAGAGCAUGGAUUGUACCGGGUGCGGAGCCUUGCUUGAGAUUCGCAGAUCCCAUUGUGCUGAUUAUCGUUGAACGGCAUUCCGCGAAACCCGACUUAUUCCACAGAAUAUCCCAUGCUAGUGUCGCAGAGGGCUUUAUUGCAAACUGGGGGGAGUAUGAAUUUGCUAUUGGGGGUCCGAACAAGUUUGGCUCGUAA